GUUGGCUUUGAGUACAAUUCAGUUCAAGAGAAGACUCAAAGGAAGACAGUGUCUCCUGGAAAACCUGGGACUAGAUACAGUAUGGCUGUAACUGGGGAUGAGACAGAAGCUGGCGCUGCACCUGACUUGACCAACUGCCAGCUGCAUAACUCAACCUCCCUCUACCUGGGGAACAAAGGGGGUGAUGCCCACACUUCCAAGAAAAAUCCAGAGGACGACUUACAGAGGAGGGAGCUCCGCUUAAUGAAGAACAGGGAAGCUGCACGGGAGUGUCGGCGAAAGAAGAAGGAAUACGUCAGAUGCCUUGAAAAUCGUGUGGCUGUGCUGGAAAAUCAAAACAAGACUCUAAUAGAAGAACUUAAAGCAUUAAAAGACAUAUAUCGACACAAAGUGGAGUGAUUCCUCCCAUCUGACGAGGAACUGGUUUAUGUGAGACGUGUCCUUCGAAAUUGAGGACUCUGCUUCUGUAUAAAGACACUUAUAAUAACACUCCUUGCUCUUCUUGUUUAAUGUGUUUACGAAAUGAUGUUAAUGUUUCAGGCUCUUUUUAUUCAAUAAGCAACAAACACACAGCUACAACUGCGUAAUAUGAGGAGCUUUGUGCAAGCAAACUUUCAGAAGAGGCAUGAAAAGAAGAAAGGAAUAAGGAGAAUUUUUUCCUCAUUAGAAAUGAAGAUUCUGAUGUUGAGCUGCAGUAAAACAAUCUGUACUUAUUUAUGCUGCAUUUUACAUUUCAUAAUAAUUCUUUUUACAAUUUGGCUAACUUGAAUUCCUUUAUUGAUUGAUUGAUAUGAAGAGUUUUACGAUUUUUAAACGGUAUCAUAAACUAAGUUAUUGAUCAGUGGGGAAGCACAAAGUUAUAUUUCAUUCUAUGUCAUAGCAAAAUUAUAGUUGCAGGGACAAUCUUUUAUAUCUAACUAAAAGACAGACCAGGAUUUGUGGGUCACCCCUUUGAGAAAUCACUAUUUAUUACAGCCUAGCGAUCAAAAUAGAAACUGCAUGGAUUUGUGUAUAUUUAUUUAGUUAAAUAUUAACUUCAUGUUUUUAUCCACCUUGAUCCAAUUUUGUGUUUUCUGGUGAAUUUGGUAAAUUGAAUAAGUGUACAUUUUUCUAAAUCCAGCUUUGUAACUCUAUGUCAGGUUUUUAUCUUACUCCUCUGAAGUCAAUGUCCUUGUAUUAACUGACUUAAUUCAGAGUUUCUAAACUUCUUGGUUUAAUUAAGUUCAUGUAGAAUCUCUAUGUAUUGUUUUCAUAGAUAACAAAGGUGAGGAACUUAGGCUUUAUGUUGUGUACAGUGCUCAGGCUUGACAACUCCAAUUGUAAAAUAUGUUUCAGGAAGUGAAUUUAACUGCCAUUAGAUGUAAAAUCAAUAGUGUUUGCUAUUAUCACCAUUUAUAUAUCCGCUCUGGGUAUUUGCAGUACACAGUCUUCUUUUUUAAGCCUACAAAAGCUUCUCCUUGUGAGGACUAUCUCUGAUUAUUAAAGCAAUUUCUUCUUUUGCUGAUCUUUUUUUUGCUUUUGUGGAGUACAAUAAAAUAUUGUGAUAG
This is a messenger RNA of Menidia menidia (Atlantic silverside), 1547 nucleotides long. Lineage: Eukaryota; Metazoa; Chordata; Actinopteri; Atheriniformes; Atherinopsidae. The record is from the annotation of a GenBank genome assembly.